Sparassis crispa is the source of this 315-nucleotide messenger RNA. RefSeq lists its product as hypothetical. The record is from RefSeq and is a predicted model, not a curated record. Bases 1 to 315 code for a protein of 104 amino acids. NCBI's taxonomy places the organism in Eukaryota, Fungi, Basidiomycota, Agaricomycetes, Polyporales, Sparassidaceae. The transcript has a single exon.
AUGAGCAACGACUCGGCAUCGGAGCCCCCUUCUUCUGUGGUGUCCUUCAGCUCAUACGCUGAUUUGCACACGUCCGCAUCCUCGUCUACUUCGUGCUCUUCAGUUGACUUCGGGUACAAUCUGUUCACUUCGUAUGGUCUACUUCUUGGCUCGGGCAACCAGGUGUGGCAUCCGCCCAUGCUUCCCCCCGACCAAUCUCCAUGUUUCAUACAUCCACCUAUGCUACUCCCUGACGAAUCAUCCGGUAUGUUCCUUCACCCACCCAUGCUUCACCAAGACGACACGGACACGAUACGAGCCCAGUUGACAACCUAG